CUGUUGAGACUGUCUGUUUAGUUAUGGCCGAGUGAUUUACAAAUAUAAUUUUUAUCGAAAUGAAAUCCAAAAUAGUCGUCUUUAUUGUUUCGUUUUGGACGAUCUAUCUGCUAAUCGAUAAAGGUAACACUUUUAACUUUUAUAUUAACUGUAAAACUAUCACCUAACUGGAUUUAUUUUGCACAAAAAAGCGAUUUCUGCAAAGGCAUUUGAACUCUGUUAUGUCGUUCUCGCGUGGUAAAUAGUCAUUACCAGAAUACUUGCUACUUUGUGUACAAAAUUGUGAAGUUUUUCAACGUUCUUUUGUGUUGUGUUACUCGUGAGUACAUCCAAUAUUUAUGUUAGUUUUUGUUUUGACUUGAAAAUGGAUGCAAGUCUUUGCAUUUUGUCAUUUUAUGAGUUGAAAUUAUAUCUUUGCGGGAUAUUUGGCGAGCGUAUGCCAUGUUCGAAGCCAUUACGUCUCCAGUUUGACAGGAAAAUAAAUCUGUGGUAUUUUGUGUUGAUUUUAGCCACGAACCUGCUAGAUUUUGCCGUAAAUAACACAUUUUAAACUCUAUUAUAACAAUAGUGAGCCUGUUUAUAGUUUAAACAAAAUGCAAUCGAUAAAAUUUAUACCAUAUCUUGAUAUUAUUGUUUUGAAAUACAAAGCGGCUUUGGUCUAAAAACAUCAUUGUAAUUCAAAAUUCAACGCUAUUUUAUGUCUAGCUUUUCAGAUCUUUAUAAAACGAGCAACUAUUUGGUAAGAACUUCACAGGAUCUAGCUUAAAAGACACUUCUAGUUAACCCCAGUUUGCAUCGGGUUUAAUAUAAAUUUGAGACAAAAUGUUCCUAUACAUAGACUGCAAUUAUGUUUUAUUUAUAUAAAUGCACUUAGAAUUUGCCGAUAUUUUGUAGUUUCCUGACGUCCUUUAGCUAAAACGAUAUUAAAUGGUUCAUGACUUACUAAAUCAGGCAUUUGUACAGUGUAGAAAUGUUUCAUAUUUUGUUAGACCUUUUAUAUCUGUUUAUAUAUUAAACUUCACAAUUUUCUAAAUAUAUGUCUGCUUUUAACAAAGGGUUGAUUAAGGGCAGCAUCAAGACUCGGCAUCUAAUUCAAAGUGUAAUUAAUUAAACUUCUUGAUGGAUAAGUUGUCUGAUGCUUUGUAUUUUUGGCCGAGAAUAUUGUACAUAAACCACACUUAUGCCAAGCCCUUGUGAUAUACUGUAACACUAGCCCAAUUUAAAUGAGAGAUGCGCUACCUGUCUGGACGAGUUAGAGGGCUCUGUUAGGGUCGGCAUACACGUCAUUUUUCUGUUUUUCAAAACAAGAAAUUUCACCGCUUGAUAAUGUUGCCAUAACGCUUUUGGACCUUGUUAUGUCACAGUACUGCCACUCAAUGGGUUUAUCAGACUAUCUGCCCAUGCACCCUGUUAACCCUUUAAGUGGCAAUAUUAUUUUACUCUGUCUAAUGCCAGAUGAUUUUACUUGUCAGAGGGAGAGUACUCCAACUCAAUGGGUUAAUCAAAUUAUUUGCCCAUGCACCCUGUUAACCCUUUAAGUGGCAAAUGUGCCCAGAUGCACCCUACUUUAUUAUUUUACUCUGUCUAAUGCCAGAAGAUUUUACUUGUCAGAGGGAGAGUGCUGACACACUCAAUGGGUUAAUUAUUAUUUUUAGGUGAAUGUGCAAAACUAAAGUGUAUUUGUUCAAAAACAUACUGCCCAGAAAAUCAUGUAAACUUUACAUGUGAGACAGAUGGAAAUUGCUUCAGUCAGAUAAAAAUUGACGAAUACACAGAGGAAAUUAGAAAAAUUUAUGGUUGUCUGCCGAAAGAACCCAGUGGACCUCUUUCGAUAUUUCAUUGCCAGCGAGGUGUACGCAAACUGGAAGAGGAGAAUUCUGUGUCGUGCUGUUACGAUAGAGAUUUUUGUAACGAAGAUUUGAAGCCAACGCUGAGACCGAUGCAGGAGCGACCGAGUGAGUGAGAGAUGACCCAGGCAGAUCUUUUACAGAGAAGCAGUGGAUUUAUAGCGAUUCGACGACCUAAAAAAUACAAGUAAAACUUCUGUGUUUUGAGGGAAGGCUUUCAUCGGGAAAUUAGUUCCACUAACAAAGGGUCUUCACUCGAAACAUUGAGGUUUCACUUGUAUUUUUUAGGCAGCUGAAUCCAUGUCAAUCUGCAGCUUUUUGGUGUGACUACCUACAUUUUUGUUAAAAGUUGAAAUUGACUGUAAAACAAUUACUCUUAUUCUUUAUAGGUCCAGCACUGGCACCAAAAACUAGCAUUGUAGUCAUUGCCUUGGCUAUCUCUGUGUCCGUCUGUUUUCUUGUCUUCAUUGCUGUUAUCUUAUGGUGGUGUUGCCGGUAUGAUAAAACAUUUGAAAAGAGUUGCACUACAUAACUUUUGCCUAAAACUGUGCAUGCAGCCUGUACUGUACUUACAACUUGAGUUGUACUGUAUAAAUCAAGCACACAACUCGCUUACGAUGUCAUACACGAGUUGUGUGCUUGAUUUACACAGUACAACUCAAGUUGUAAGCAGGUUGCAUGCGACAGUUUUCGGCAAGUGUAAAUCAGCCUUUACGGAAAUUGCACCCCUUGUUUUAGAUCAAGUUUCAAGUGGUACCAGCAGAUCAAAUGUGCUGAAGAUUUGUUUUGUUUUAGGCAAGCAAAUUAUGAAACAUAUCGACAAAUUAAGAUCAAAGGACGGCAUAUUGUUUCACACCAACAGACUGUACAUCAACUGUUCAAUGAAAGUGGAGGCAGCGAUUUUGGCUUGCCAAAACUGGUAAGAAGUAUUUCGGGUAGUUUACCACAAUGACAGCUUAUUGUAGAAUACUACCUACACUGGACCACCACGUUUGAGAUAUCUUUUUCAGGUAGUUCAGACACAAACCAUGACAGCUUAUUGUAGAAUACUACCUGAUAUCUUUUGCAGAUAGUUCAGACACAAACCACGACAGCUUAUUGCCGUUAUUGUAGAAUAAAAAGUUGAAAAAAUGAUGUGUAUGCCUACACUGGACACAUCCAAUUGUACAUACAGUACAAGAAUACUAUACCAACACUGGACCACCACGUUUGAGGUAUCUUUUUCAGGUAGUUCAGACACAAACCAUGACAGCUUAUUAUAGAAUACUACCUACACUGGACCACCACGUUUGAGAUAUCUUUUUCAGGUAGUUCAGACACAAACCAUGACAGCUUAUUGUAGAAUACUACCUACACUGGACCACCACGUUUGAGAUAUCUUUUUCAGGUAGUUCAGACACAAACCAUGACAGCUUAUUGUAGAAUACUACCUGAUAUCUUUUGCAGAUAGUUCAGACACAAACCACGACAGCUUAUUGAGUUAUUGUAGAAUAAAAAGUUGAAAAAAUGAUGUGUAUGCCUACACUGGACACAUCCAAUUGUACAUACAGUACAAAACACAAAUAUUUGUUUAACAUUCACAGUAUAUAACCAUAUCAAUUUAUAGAUUCAACGCACAAUUGCGAGAGAAGUUCAAAUGACAAAACUUAUUGGUACUGGUCAAUUCAGUCGAGUGUACGAAGCUCUGUGGCGCAACGACAAAGUUGCAGUACGCUUAUACCAAUCCCGGGACGAGUUUGUUUGGCUUCAAGAAUGUGGGUUUUAUGAAAAUAUGCAAAGACAUAACAAUAUCUUGGCUUUUAUUGCAUCAGAUCGACUCGGAGCGCCCUCAGAAACCGAACUGUACUUGAUCACAGAGUAUUGUCCACAUGGCUCGCUGUUUGAGUACCUUCGAUCUCAGCAUAGCCUGACCAAGAAGGAUAUGUUACGGUGCUCAAGCUCAAUUGCCUCGGGCUUGACUUAUUUACAUACUCAGGUCACAGGCACAUAUAGAAGAGGUGCUAUUGCACAUCGCAAUUUGACAUCUAAAGGAAUCUACGUGAAAAAGGGCGGAGUUUGUGCCAUCGGACAUUUUGCCCUCGCAUUAAAAUCUACUUCAGAAUUCACCGAAAAAGAUGCAGAAAAAAGCCCCAAGCAGCCAACAAAACGAUACUUUGCACCGGAGCUUUUGGAUCGGAGUUUGGUUCCCGGUAAUUGUGCACAUUCUGGUCUGUUGAAGGCGGAUGUUUAUUCGCUCGGUUUGGUUCUCUGGGAGAUUGCGUUUACAACAGAAUCUGAGGGUAGGUUAAAGGAUCGUUGAAUUUCAUGCAACUGUUAGUUUAGUUUAGGUUUCCUUCUGUAGUGACACUGGUUCAAUAAGAGAUGGCCCUUGCUUCACCUCCGCGAAGAAUAGCUUAGAAUUGAUAGAACUAAUCAGUAUAAAUACAGUAAGUUUAGGUUUCUUUCUGUGAACAUUGGACUAACGUUACACAGUCUUCACAUUAUUUGAAGGUAUUCAAGAACCAAGUCAACUGCCUUACCAGGACAUGGUCAGUUCCAACCCAAGUAUUGAAGAAUUGCGUAAGGUUGUGUGUGUCGAUCAAAAGAGACCACCGAUUUUAAAUCGAUGGUAUCGAGAUGAAGUAAGUCUUUAUUACAUGUCUUUAAUCUAAAGUGGUAGUCCACACUCAAGAACAUGUACUACCUCUGCAUGAUCUAACCAUGCUUAACUCAGCAGUGAAUUUUGUACAACAUCAGGUCACUUUAAGGUAGCUCACAUUCAAGAACAUGUACUACAUCUGUAUGAUCUAACCAUGCUUUACUCAGCAGUGAGUUCUGUACAACAUCAGAUCAUUUUAAGGUAGCUCACAUUCAAGAACAUGUACUACCUCUGCAUGAUCUAAACAUGCUUAACUCAGCAGUAAGUUCUGUACAGCAUCAGAUCAUUUUAAUAUAGCUGACAUUCAAGAACAUGUACUACUUCUGCAUGAUCUAAACAUGCUUAACUCAGCAGUAAGUUUUGUACAACAUUAGAUCAUUUUAAGGUAGCUCACAUUCAAGAACACGUACUACCUCUGCAUGAUCGAACCAUGCUUACAGUAACUCAGCAGUAUUAAAGUUAUGUACAACAUCAGAUCAUUUUAAGGUAUCUCACAUUAAAGAACAUGUACUACCUCUGCAUGAUCUAACCAUGCUUCUAUCCCAGGUAAUGAAGCGAACAAGUCGUGUAAUCGAGGAAUGUUGGCACGAGAGUCCCGACGCUCGACUGACGGCAUUGCGUGUACAGAAAACAUUGACAAAAGUCGAGGAAUUAUUGACAGACGAGAGCAGCAUACAGGUUUGUUGGCUUGUUCAUAACUUUGCAAUUGUGCUUCGAAAUUUCCUCGUUACCGUAAUGAAUAAUUCUAAAGCCUAGUAUACAUUGUUAAAGUUUACUUUAAACAAAGUGCAGUAUUGUGCACCAGUUGUUGGAGUCUGCGGCAAACCUUUUCAGGGAUACAUGCGAUAAAAUAUUAAAAGAUAAAUUGCAAAUAUUACAAAAUCGUGCGGCUAGGGUUAUCACUGGAGCAAGAUAUGAUGAUAGGAUUAGAUCAAGUGAUCUUUUGGAAGGUUUAGGAUGGGAUAAUCUACAUGUUAGGCGGGCUAAGUUGAAGAGUAUCCUAAUAUAUAAAAUCCUUAAUGAAAAUUGUUCGCCAUGUUUAAGAGAAAGCCUUGUAAGACUUAGUGAACUUAAUAGACGCCAUAAUUUACGAAAUCAGGAAACGGAUCUAGCACUUCCAAAACCAAAAACUAAUUUUUUGAAGAGAAGCUUUAAAUAUAGCGCAUCAAUGCUGUGGAAUAAUCUUCCAUUAGAUGCAAAAAGAGCGACUUCGCUCAGUCAAUUUAAGCGUGGCAUUGCGGAGCUGUCCUUUUAGAACCAUGUUGACUUAAUUAUAGUUAACUCUCUUUAUUUACUUUACUUGACUUUAUUUUUCUCAAUUUGUUGUUGGGGGGCGGAGGUUGGUGGGUUCAUAUAAUAUUCCAUAUAUUCUACUGUUUUAUAUAUCACGCCCCUCCUGUAAAUCAGCUUUUAGUUGUGCGAGGCUAGCGUAUUUUGAUUUUAAAUAAAAUUGAUUGAUGAUGAUGAUGAUGAGCUCUUGUGGUGUCGUGAUCAUCACGCUUGCCUUUCAAGCCAGGAGACCUGGGGUCAAUCCUUGGUCGGACCUCUACUCAAGGUCUUAAAAUAAUUGAGGAGAAAGAGCUAUCUUUACAUUGACAUCAGUAAAUGGUUAGACUUUCGCGUCUUCUCGGAUAAGGACGUUAAAUCGUUGAUACCUCGGAUCCCCUAUCAACUGGGUAAUAGCCAAGGGUGGGUAGUAGCGAAGUAGUUGUAGUUCGCUACUGUAGCAAACUACAAUUUUCAAGUAGCCAGUAGUUUUUGACUACUUUUUUAAAACAGUAGCUGUAGUUCUAGCGAACUACAUUUUGCGUAAAACUAGCCAAGUAGUUGACUACUUUUCAAACAGCGAAUCGCUAUUCGCUACUUUUUAAAAUUGUUAGCAACUUGAUAGAAUAGCAUGAUAUUGAGACAUGGUUUGCUUAAAAUCAAUACUCAAUAGUCAAUUUGCACUCUUGAACACUGUAGUGCUUACAAAAAACGUUGCUUUGUGUUUACUGUUGCUACUCGUAAAUCGAUUUUUGUUAUAGAUUACAUUUCAGCCUGAGUUAGUAGAUGCUCCAAAUACAGUAAAACUAAAAAAUAUGGCGUAGCGAAAUAGUUCGCUACAUUUUUAAGCAGUAGCUGUAGCCAGUAGCGAACUACCUUUGUUCAAAAGUAGCAGUAGUUGUAGCUGAUUACAUAUUUUUGAAGUAGCUGUAGUUAUAGCGAACUACAAAAAUGUUGUAGUCAACCCACCCUUCGCAAUAGAAAAACUCCACAAACAGGAAUUCCAUAAACUCAAACUCAAUACUAUAUAGCUUCUGUCCUGUGUGAUUACUGUGAUAUGCCUAAAAUUGACUUUCCAUUUCGUGUUUCAUUUUAGGUUGUAUAAACACGGAGCAAAACGUGUAUAUGUAUUACUCCGUCCCAGGCAUGUAUAGACUGAGUGGAAUCGUUGAUUCGUUGUAUGUAGAAGAGGAUGAAAGCCUCAUUUAAAGUUGUGUGCAAAUUCAGUUGUCAAACCUACGGUUCACAAACAGUUCAUGAGCAGAACACCGCAGCCCUUUUUUAACCAGGCACUGCUUAACUAUGGGUGGACCAUUAGAAAGUGAUAGGGGUCGUACAAAAGAAAAAACGAGCAAGUUGGGAAAGCGAAGAAAAAUACCUUUAAAAUUCUGCAAAACAUUUCAGCACAAGUAGACAACCAAAAUGAAGUUCGUGCAAGCCGAACCCCCCCCCCCCCCCCCCUCAUCACUUCUUUAGUGGUCCGCCCCUAACCGGAUACAAUGCGUCCGUUCAAUAGAGUUCAACUAGGACAUUGUAAAAACAUCUAUAAUUCAAAUGCUCGUUCAAGCAUUGACGUUUUACCUAAGAGUAGACAAUAGACUGAAUAGCGAGGUUCAGAUUUGACUACCUCUCACUGGCUUGGGAAGCAUCUGAUUGGUUCAUUGGAUAUAUCAAGCGCAUCUGAUUGGUUAAUUGAAUAUACCAAAACGCAUCUGAUUGGUUAAUCGGAUAUAUCAAACGCAUCUGAUUGGUUAAUCAGAUAUAUCAAACGCAUCUGAUUGGUUAAUCGGAUAUAUCAAACGCAUCUGAUUGGUUAAUAGUCAAAUCUGAACCUCUAGUGUUUUAAGACCCAUUUCCACUGAGGAAAAGUUUCCGUAGAAAGAAAAUUUUGUAAAAUAUGAUUGCCCAACACAAAUUUCAGUAGGAAAAAAAUAGUUUGAAGUUGAAAAUUUUCAACUUUUAACAAUGAUAUUUUCGGACAAUUUUCUGUCCGUGUAAAAUUUUCUUGAGUGGAAAUGGACUUUUAUCGCGACUGUUUAUCCGUUGACGCAAGCGAGAGUAUUUGAGUUAGGUUUUAAAUAUUUGUAAAAUAAAACACCGCCAUGUGAACGAAAUGCAUGGGUGAUAUAAACAAGAAAAUCAUAUAUCAUAUAAUAUGUCAACAUAUUUUUAUAUUCUGUAAUAUUACAAAGAUAAUAUCCAUGCUGUACCGAAUAAUAUUAACGUUGUUUGAGAAUGAUAUUAAAUAUUGUCAAGUUGUGUUGGUAUUUGCUUGCAUUGGAACAGCUUCCUCUACCAAACACCGCAGGU
Messenger RNA from Paramuricea clavata, 8061 nucleotides. Lineage: Eukaryota; Metazoa; Cnidaria; Anthozoa; Malacalcyonacea; Plexauridae. The record is from the annotation of a GenBank genome assembly.